GUGGUCAUGAACUGGGACUGGAGUCAUGACCUAGGGCUGGGGUCAAAGUCUGGGAUUGGGGGUCAUGAAUUUAUAUUGCGGUCAUAGACUGGGGUCAUGGACUAGGAUCAUUAACUGGGACAGCAGUCAAAAACUGGGACGGGGAUCAUGACCUGGUGAUGGGGAUCAUGGACUGAGAUCAUGAGGAGUUGUUGUGCCAAAGAAACUACAUACCACAGUGUGGCCUUGUAGAAUUCAUGGUAUUACUGGUAAAAAGAUCAAAAAUAAUGUAGCAACAGUCGUUAGCAAUUGUUUGUUCCUUGAGUGAACUCAUAUCACCCAGGUACUGUGAACAGGCACAUGCAAAAAAAAUCAGUAAAGCAAAAAUAUUGAAAAGUUUCUAGAUGUCAAAAAAUAAGUAUAAAGAGCAAUUAGCGGGUAAGAAAACUAAAUCAAAUCAGUAUUUGUUGUGACCAUCCUUUACCUUUAAAACUGCUUUAGUUCUCUCAGGUACACUGUUGUGUAGUUUUAUAAGAAGAUUGGCUGGUAAGUUGUUCCAAACAUCUUGGAGAACUUGCCACAGUUCUUCUGCAGACGUUGUUUGUCUCGCUAGGAAACCUCAGACAACUUCAUUGAGGGCUCUGUGGAGGCCAAACCAUCUGAAACCAGAUAAGACUAAGACUUUUGCACUGUACUGUACUGGUAUCAAGAAAUGACUGCCUGUGGGACUGGGGAGGGAUUCGGAACAGUGACCUGGUGGGGGUUCAGCCCAGCAAUGGAUUUUCAAAAAAAAGGCUUAUCUGUGUCAAUGAAAGCACUGUACUCAGAUGAAGAUAAUGUCCCUGAACUGCAUAUUCUCAUGGUUGGUGCUGGUGACAGCCGGCAUCUCUUAACAACUAUCUGCCAGGCUCACCGUUGGCCACGGAGAAAGCUUCAUUUCUACAUAGUGGAGAAUAACUUGGAGUUGAUAGGUCGACACCUCCUUUUUCUCACAGUUGCUCUGGAGCCCCCAAGCUCCAUGGGUUUACAAGAAAAGACUGAACUCUUGCUUGAAUUGUUUGGUAAUAGUCUGAUACGGAGCCAAACCGCAAAUUAUCUGCAGGAGAAUGCUAACAAUUUCAUCCACUACAUCACAGACCUUGAUUACCUUCAUAAGAAACUGCCGAUGGUUGACAUGGGGAGCCUAAAGUUUAAAGAGAGGGACCAGUUAGAAGCUAUUUUUAAAUUCUGGAGGAAUCCGGACCCAAAAGUGUUUCAGAUCAAUAAGUUGUGGGAUUUACGAAACAGGCAAUACCUGGGCAAUCGAUAUGAUUCUAAGCAAGGAGCCUAUGACUGGGACUUGCAUAUGAAGCUGUACGAUAGAGGAGCUCAUGUAGUAAACAACCGGCAAUAUUACCAAUGGAGGGAUAAAGGUUUGGCAUUUGAGAUCCGUGAGGGGUUAUAUGAUGUUCCUAACAAAUCGCUGGCUUCAGGGCUGCUCAUGAAUUAUAAGGGAGAGAAGAUUCCUGCCCGUGGUUACUGGGGAGAUAUCGUCACUAGUCCAUACAUUGCAUUUGGAAUUAUCAGCGAAGAAGAAUCUCUUCUAAAGAAAGCAAAUGGCAUCCAUGUUAAGACAGCACAAGAUAUCUCUGAGUAUAACGUAACAGCCUUGCUCCAUGAGCUGGUUACUGGAGAGAGAUAUGUACUGAGGCCAUCAGUGGAAGAGGCCACCUUGAGUGAGAUUACAGAAGAAUAUGAAGAAGAGAUUCUGAAAGAGGCUUCUCAUAUAAAGAACAAACCAACUGACAAAAGUGAACAGCCAGAGAUUGUGCUUGAGAAGCAAGCAGUGAAACAUUGCCAUGGGAUGGGCAACAUGGGGCCUGAUGGAAACCACAGUACAGCUGAAUGUGAUACAGUUCACAGAGAAAAAGGGGAAGAUUACCUCUCACUGCCUGAUGUAAAAAUUCAUUUCCUACCAUUAAACUGUGUGACAGAGCUUCAUAACAGGAGCAAUUACAGAAACCUAUUUAAUGUGAUCUACUUCUCCUGCAGUAUGGUUCACCAGAUAACUCCAGAGUUGAAGCAGAUUGCUGCACCUCAUGCAACGCUAAUUGUGGAAUUAACAAAGUUUAUGUUAGAUCUGCGGAAUGAAACAAUAACCAAGUUUGCCAGCCGAGCAGCUGAAUUAGCGAAGGAGGCUGGUUUUGUGCCUUUUGGGAGCAUGGAUGGUGAGAAAGACUCGUUCGCACGAUUUGAACUAAAAGAUGGCUCAUAACUCUGACUCUCUAGUGUGAGAUAGCCAAGAAAUACAGAAAAUGAAAGAAAAGGCAUCAACCCCACCCGUCACUGGCACAAAAAUGAAAAGAAACAACUCGCAGACCCCAAAAUCCCCCCCUCACCCGCAGUAAACAGCCACAAUAACAAUAAACGACCCCCUACAUAUAAUAAUCCCCGGCCCCUCACUCGCAGAAAAGAACAGUAACAGUAGAAUCACACACCCAACUCUACCACUUACACACAAAAAAUUAACAGAUCACCCACCUGCCAAUUGUCCACAAGAAAGAAAACACUGGAAAAACUGAAGGAAACCAAUAUAAAGUAAUCACAUAAAUCUCAGAAUAUGGGGAACGUAUUUUCGUCUGCACUCAGUUCUUUCAUAAAGAGUGACCACCAGCCUGGUUCCAAACGCUGCCAAUCCGGGUCGAACGCGCCAAUCCGAUUGCUGACCAUCUGUGUUGGAGCCAUCACUGACCCCUCUGCAUUCACCCAAUGCUUCAGUCUUUCUCACCGCUUCGAAAUGGAGUCGUUCAUGACCCCACACCUUGUCUCUGGUCUUAGUUAGCUUGUGUUCUCAGACCUUUUCAGCCCCCCACCUGACUCUGAUAUCCACGAGACACAGCCGAGCGCUGGAUCCUUUGAUCGAGUACCAAACUGUACAUCACAGGCUCCAGCAGUUUCCGUAAGACAAACAAGACAGAAAGAACAAGCAGAAUGUGUAGAAAAAAUGUAAUCACUGGAAAGAUUUGCUAUCUGAAGAUGUACCUGAGGAGGAGUCAUUCACUGGCUCCAUCUUGAUCGGAACAUUCCAACUAACAGAUUAAUUGAAUAGACCUAAGAUAUCAAGCAUCUUUGGUGACCAGUAUUAGUUAUCCAGAUGCUUUGAGAAAUGCAUGGUUAAAGGGCUGGGAACACAGCUGAAUGGGUUAUUAUUCCAAUUGUGUGAUGCUAUGAUAGAAACUAUUAUCCAUAACUAUUUAGUUAUAUAUUUAAUAUGGAGCACUGAAUAAAAUGGAUGAA
Messenger RNA from Hypanus sabinus (Atlantic stingray), 3255 nucleotides. Its product is annotated as dynein axonemal assembly factor 3-like. Gene Ontology annotation, biological process: axonemal dynein complex assembly; motile cilium assembly. The transcript is spliced from 13 exons. Bases 692 to 2233 code for a protein of 513 amino acids. Lineage: Eukaryota; Metazoa; Chordata; Chondrichthyes; Myliobatiformes; Dasyatidae. The record is from RefSeq and is a predicted model, not a curated record.